Molecule: messenger RNA, 2460 nt
Organism: Manis pentadactyla (Chinese pangolin)
Lineage: Eukaryota; Metazoa; Chordata; Mammalia; Pholidota; Manidae
Product: E3 ubiquitin-protein ligase Arkadia-like
Biological process (GO): positive regulation of DNA-templated transcription; ubiquitin-dependent protein catabolic process; positive regulation of transforming growth factor beta receptor signaling pathway
Cellular component (GO): nucleus; cytoplasm
Molecular function (GO): ubiquitin protein ligase activity; SUMO polymer binding; SMAD binding
Source: RefSeq, a predicted model, not a curated record
AUGCGAAGCGUGGACUCAGGAGGAGAUGCUAUCUACUUUUACAGCUGUGGGAGUAGUCAAAAGGACGAUGAAGGGUCUUUUCUACUGGGGCUCAAGAUUUUUCGUUCGGUGUCGUCUCACGUAGACAGAGUCUCUCACUUGGAAUUGAUGAGCCUGAGUCAGGGUGACGAGCUCUGCCCGCUGCGCAGAAGUGCCCGUUGGGAGUCCGCUGGCCCAUACAACUCGGUCAUCAUCUACUACUGCAGCUCUUGCCAUUUUCUUACUUCUUAUGAUGUGGUUGUCGAAUUACGCUUUCCAGCGCAUGAGGAGCAACUACAACCUGCUGAACCCACUCGAAGACUGAAGCUGUCUGGACUCAAACACUCCUAUCACCCUUGCCAGGCCCAGGUCCACUCUGUGGGUACCAGUCAAGAAGCCAUCGGGGCCUACCAGCUUGUUCAAGGCCUGCGGAUAAUCAAUGAGGUUCCCCUGGACACCUCCCACUUUACAGUUUUAGACCUUAAGGAUGCAUUCUUCACCAUCCCUCUACACCCCAAUUCCCAGUUACUGGUUGCCUUUACCUGGGAGGACCCAGACACUUGCAGAACUAGACAACUAACUUGGACGGUCCUCCCUCAAGACUUCAGGGACAGUCCUCACCUCUUCGGACAGGCACUGGCAGAAGAUCUGUCCUAUCAUGACAUGGGAGUCAGCACUCUCCUCCAUUCAUCUGCCACGCCCAGCCACUCCUGCACUGAGCUGGUGGAAACCCUUCGACUCCCACACGAGGGUCUCCAGGACACGCCUCUCACUGAACCAGACUUAACUCUGUUCAUGGAUGGAAACUCAGUCAGGGAUUCAAAUGGAUGCCGGUGGGCAAGCUAUGCAGUAGUUUCCUCCUCCUCAGAAACAGUGGAGGCGGCUCCCCUGCUGAUGGGGACCACCUCUGAAAAGGCAGAACUAGUAGCCCUCACCCGAGCCUUACAGUUGAUGGCGGGCUUUAGGCUUCCCACAUCUCAAUGGACUGAAUAUAACAAACCCUAUACAUUAACAGUGCAUGUGAAGAGGCAGAUUCCUCCUGAUGUGCCAAAGACACAGAAGAGCCUUAAAGGGACCCUCAUGCAUCCAGAGCCCACUGGGGCAGCCAGAAGAGUUCCUGCAGGAGUUGAGAUGAUUAAUAGUAAAGUGGGGAGUGAAUCCUCUCAUGUGUGUGAUGAUUCUCAAAAACAAGAGAAGGACAUAAAUUGUAACCAACAAGAGCAAGAAAAUGUUGCUAUGAGGAAAAAACACAAAAGCCAGCAGGCUGGCCCUUCACACAUGCAAAAUUGUGUUAAAGAGAACCAGGGAAUAUCAGGAUUGAGGCAACACCUAGAAACACCAAGCGAUGAAGAUAAUGAUUCCUUUCAGACAUGUCUUUCUUCUUCAUGUGGUCCUCAUUUUGGGGAUUCUGAUACUGUGACAUCGGAUGAGGAUAAAGAUGUCACUGCAAGACAUUCCCAGGGAAUAUUGAAUGCUCAAAGUAGAACUCAUAGUGCACGAUGCCAAAAGUGGCCUCGCACUGAGACCGAAUCAGUCUCAGGACUGUUAAUGGAAAGACCCUGUUUUCAUGGCAGUUCAUUAAGGAAACUUCCAUGCAGAAAGAGGUUUGUAAAAAAGAAUUCCUCACAGAGGACACAGAAACAAAAAAAGAGGAUGUUAAUGCAGAGGAAGAAACAAGAAGUGCCAGCUCGCAGAAAAUAUGCACUGCUCCCUAGUUCCAGUAGUUCCAGUGAGAGUGAGCUCAGGAACGAAUCCUCUCCUCACCCAUCACCUGCAGGAGAGGAAGAUGUGUUUGUUUCUGCUGCUGAAAACCACCAAAACAAUCCACCUCUUCCUUCAGGACCUAUCAAUGAAAUUGAGGAAGAUGUGGUGGUUUCAGAAGCUCCCUCCACUCCCCAGGUCACUGCCUAUGCAGAAAUUGAUGUUACCUUGACUGACAGUGAGGUGGAGACCAUGAUAGCUGGAGAAAGUGAUCAGUCUCCUUCAACCCUUGGACACUCCAGAUAACCCUGGAGCCAAACUUCAAGCCUCCAUACAAGUCGGCCACAGGAGCCAAGCACCUACAGCAGGAUUUCUACUGUGAUGCAGCCUUUGAUGCAGAAUGCAGCAGAAGUUGUGGACCUCACUGUUGAUGAUGAUGAAGACGAACUUACUGUAGUACCACUCACUUGUUCAAGAAUGGAAUCUCAGACCAUAAGCACUUGCAUUCACAACAAUUCAGAUUCAUCUGCCUCUGAGCAGGCCUCUGAUAUGGCUUCAACUGUCACUAGUAGUCAAGCCUCCACAGUGUCAGAGAUGUUAGCUCCUCUUACAAGCAAUAAUAUUACUGGUACUUCUAUAGGAGAUAUGCUUAAAAAAACAGGCUGGGGAGAGGGAUUUUUCAUUACUUUUGUUAGAAAAAGUAUUGUUUUAAGGAUUUUAGCUAUGUUAGCAAAAGUGUAA